AUUGACCGACCGCUGCCACACGUUCUCCCUGUUUCGUGCGCGGUGACGCUAAAAUCAUGACUCGAUUUAGUUAUUCUGAGUAUUUAUCGCAAUUUAGAAAUGGUGAAAAUAGAGUUAAUUCGUCGUUGGGAAAAUCGCCAUGCAGUACUUUGAGAUGCGCGGGGAGAUGGCAAGACUGCACAGCGGAAGAGUCAAUAGAGGAUGUUGAUCCAGUGGUGUGUUCCAUUCGUAAAGGGGAUGUUACUGCUGUAAAUGAGCUGGCCGUGGCAUCUCCUCUCAGCCUGAUGAAAGGGAACCAUGAAGGAUGGAUACCUUUGCAUGAGGCAGCCUAUUGUGGCCAGGCUGAAUGCAUAAAGGCACUACUGAGAGCUCAGCCAGGCCUUGUUGACAAGCGCACGUUACAGGAGCAGACCGCUCUGUUGCUGGCUGUUUCCUGUGACCACCUGUCCUGUGUGCAGUGUCUCCUACAGGCAGGGGCAGACCCUGACAUCAGCAGCAAGAACAAGGACACCCCCCUGUACAAAGCGUGCGAAAGGGAGAACGUGGACAUGGUGAGCCUCCUGCUGUCGUUCGGAGCCACGGUGAACCAGCGGUGCAACCAGGGCUGGACGGCCCUCCACCAAGCAGCCUGCAGGAACAACACAGACAUCUGCGAGCUGCUGGUCAGAGCCGGAGCCACCGUCAACCCCCCCAACACCUACUGCAUCGCCCCACUCAUAGCAGCAGCUCAGCAGGGCCGGCUAGAGGGCCUGCAGUACCUCAUCAGACGAGGUGCUGAUGUCAACAUGCACACAUGCGACGGUGCCACAGCUCUGUGUGAGGCCAGUAAAAAUGGUCACAGGCAUGUCGUAGCAGCGCUGCUUUCCAGCAACGCCGACGCAAACAAGCCCACAAAGGCAGGACUGCUGCCCAUUCACAUCGCUGCCCGCUAUGGACACCACGAGAUCGUGUCUCUGCUCGUUCCAGUGACCAGCCGACCCCGGAUCCGUCACAGCGGCAUCACCCCCCUCCACCUGUCUGCUCAGCACAGCAGCGACCGGGUAACAGCCGUCCUGCUUAAAACAGGUGCGGACGUCAACGCCACGCUGUCCCCCAGCUACUCCACGCAGUAUGCCGAUCGCCGGGCCACCGCCCUGUACUUUGCUGUGGCCAGUGGGAGGACAGAGACAGCUGAGCUGUUGCUGAAAGCCGGGGCUAGUGUGCGUCUGGACCCGGUCAGCCCCCUGCUCCUGGCAGUCAGGCAGGGUUGUGUGCGGACGGUUGCUCUGCUGUUGGAGAGUGGGGCCGAUGUGAACGCCAGCACACCAGCCUUCCCCACUAGCUUCCCCAGCACCGUGGUGCUCUGUCAGAACAACUUACCUCUUCUCAAGUAUCUCCUGGACCGCGGUUGUAACGCCCAGGCCUGCUUCUCAUGUGCGCAUGGUAGCGGGCCCCAGCCGACCCCCCAUAACCCCCACUCAUACAUGGGAGGUGUCAACGUGGGGGUGCUGAACGACGACAUGCUGGCUUUGACCUGCACAGGGACGACUCCUGCCAGCAGAACACAGUUCUGUGAGUGGAUCUCUUCCUCGCCGGUGUGUGACGUGGCGGGGCCUGUCAUCGACUUGCUGCUGGACUACGUCAGUAAUGUUUCUCUGUGUGCCACACUCACUGAAGUACUAGACAGCCGGGAAGACUGGCAGUUGGUAAAGAGGAAGACAGUCUCACCCCGCCCGCUACUACACCUCUGUAGACUGGCUGUUCGUGGGCAGGUGGGCGUAGCCAGGCUUGGGUCUCUGAACACCCUACCUCUGCCUGGAAGAUUGAUCCACUACCUAAGUCUAACUACGGAUGGUUCUUUGGACAUCCUCUCGGACUCAUAACCCUGGUUUCAUGUUACAGACAUGAUUGAAGAUGACUGGUAUCCAGGCAAAAAUAUGGCUUCUUUUUUAAAUGUGUGCUGUUCCCUUUGGGUGAAAUGACAUAUAAUUAUUUGUCGAAAGUGUUAUUGUUUUUUAUUGUAUUAUUAUAUUCCAUAUCUCACCAUCCUUGUUUUCUCUGUAUGUGGUAUUGCACAGUUUUAUUAAAAGCACCCAAUGAAAUUAUGGUUCUGAGGUUAAAACUAUACAAUUUCAGUGAUAAAUACUACAGCUCUCCGACAACUUGUUUACAUGGAAGUCUUUAAAAGCUCUGGAUUAUUCUUGCUGAAAACAUCAAGCCAGGCCUCUUUAAUGCAGAGAGUUUUGCACCUGGCACACAUGUGCAUGUGCCAAGGGAUUUAGAUCAGAAGGUUUCUGUAAAUCUCCCUCAUAAUAAUUUGAAUGGUGAUGUGAAUGGUCUGGAGCCAAAG
Hypomesus transpacificus is the source of this 2329-nucleotide messenger RNA. It is a transcript of the gene asb2b, whose product is annotated as ankyrin repeat and SOCS box containing 2b. Bases 57 to 1862 code for a protein of 601 amino acids. The record is from RefSeq and is a predicted model, not a curated record. NCBI's taxonomy places the organism in Eukaryota, Metazoa, Chordata, Actinopteri, Osmeriformes, Osmeridae. Gene Ontology annotation, molecular function: protein binding. The transcript has 8 exons. Gene Ontology annotation, biological process: intracellular signal transduction.